AAAAUGAAGGAUCGUCUUGGGGCACUUAAAGCGGUCCAAUCAGAAGAAGAACAUGAAGACGUUGCUGCCGCAAUGGAAGCUAGUCAAAGCCAAUUUAUGGAAGAAUUUUUUGAGCAAGUUGAGGAAAUUCGUGGAAGUAUUGAUUUAAUUGCUUCGAAUGUUGAAGAAGUAAAAAAGAAACAUUCUGCGAUUCUUUCAAAUCCUGUGAAUGAUCCAAAAACCAAAGAAGAAUUGGAUGAAUUAAUGGCAGAAAUUAAGAAGACUGCAAAUAAAGUGCGGGGAAAGCUUAAAUUAAUUGAAAAUAGUAUAGAACAUGAUGAAAGUGGAGGUAUGACUAGCGCUGAUUUGCGAAUUCGAAAAACACAACAAGCUACACUUUCAAGAAAAUUUGUUGAAGUAAUGACGGAUUAUAACAAAACACAAACAGAUUAUAGAGAGCGUUGUAAAGGAAGAAUUCAGAGACAAUUGGAUAUUGCGGGUAAAAAAGUUGGCGAUGAAGAUCUUGAAGAAAUGAUUGAAUCUGGAAAUCCUGGUGUUUUUACUCAAGGAAUAAUUACUGACACACAACAAGCAAAACAAACAUUGGCUGAUAUUGAGGCUAGACAUAAUGAUAUUAUGCGAUUAGAAAGUAGUAUAAGAGAAUUACAUGAUAUGUUUAUGGACAUGGCAAUGCUUGUUGAAUCUCAGGGUGAAAUGGUUGACAGAAUAGAAUAUAAUGUGGAACAUGCAAAAGAAUUUGUAGAUAGAGCUGUGGCCGAUACAAAAAAGGCUGUUCAAUAUCAAAGCAAAGCGAGAAGAAAAAAAAUCAUUGUAAUCAUCUGCGUGCUUAUUCUUCUUGCUAUUGCAUGUCUCUUUAUACUUUCUUUUGUGCCAAAUCCAUUUUGAUGUCAUCAGAGGAGAUGGAGUUUAACAUAAAAAUUCAGGGCACUUUUUUAAAUUUUUAAAUUUGCAAUAAAUUUAUUUAUGACCAUUUUGAGUCCUUUUCUGUUGUGUUCCCUUAAAGUCCGCAAGUUUUGUCCGCAAGUCAUUUCUUUAAAGGGAAUUAUUCCCUAAAAAGUUAGUGGACUUUGGGGACACAACAUCGAACAAAAAUUCUCGGUUAUCAAGAGUCGAGAUUUUUCUAGAUAUCGAUCUAGAUUUUCGGAUGACCUUCCUAGCAUGGCUGUCCGGGUGUGAAAAAAAAUUUUCCGCUGUCCGCAAUUUUAAUUUUAAAAUCCGUAGCAGCAAUCCGCAGUCCCCAAGCCAAAAAACCACGCAAUUUACACAGUCCGCAACUGCGGACACCCCUGCUUCCCAAUCCGGUCUCGAGCAUUACCUAA
Meloidogyne enterolobii is the source of this 1319-nucleotide messenger RNA. Lineage: Eukaryota; Metazoa; Nematoda; Chromadorea; Rhabditida; Meloidogynidae. The record is from the annotation of a GenBank genome assembly.